Messenger RNA from Alosa sapidissima (American shad), 2849 nucleotides. RefSeq names its product threonyl-tRNA synthetase 1 (gene tars1). Gene Ontology annotation, molecular function: threonine-tRNA ligase activity; ATP binding. Gene Ontology annotation, biological process: threonyl-tRNA aminoacylation. Gene Ontology annotation, cellular component: cytoplasm. The coding region runs from base 121 to 2289 and encodes 722 amino acids. The transcript has 19 exons. The record is from RefSeq and is a predicted model, not a curated record. NCBI's taxonomy places the organism in Eukaryota, Metazoa, Chordata, Actinopteri, Clupeiformes, Clupeidae.
AACGAAGACAUCAUCAUAUCCGGGAAAUGUACAUGCCGGUGAGACAGGAGUCGUGUCUUGUAAUUUCAUCAGAAGUUUGUUUCUGUCUGUAAAUUUCUGUCUAGCAGCAGUAAUUCCAGAAUGGAGGAGGAGAAAGUUGCUCAGCAGAUGAAGGCGCUGCAUGUUGAGGAAGGGAAGAAGGACGGAGCUCAUGGGGAUAAAGGAGGGAAGAAAAAGAGCAAAGGUGCUACAGCGGAUGCUGCAGGAAAAGCAGAGCUCAACCCCCCUCCCCAGUACAUCGAGGAUCGCCUGGCCCUUUAUAACAAGCUGAAAGCAGAGCAUGAUGCCCUCUUGGCUGAGCGGGCAGAGAAGGACAGCAAGCCCAUCAAGAUCACCCUGCCCGAUGGGAAGGUGGUGGAUGGGGACUCCUGGAAGACCACCCCGUACACAGUGGCCUGCGGCAUCAGCCAAGGCCUUGCUGAUAACACUGUGAUUGCUAAAGUGAACAAUGGUGUGUGGGACCUGGACAGACCCUUAGAACAGGACUGCAGCCUGCAGCUCCUCAAGUUUGACGACGAAGAAGCUCAAGCUGUGUAUUGGCACUCCAGUGCCCACAUCAUGGGCGAGGCCAUGGAGCGCGUGUACGGUGGCUGCCUGUGCUACGGACCACCCAUCGAGAGCGGCUUCUACUAUGACAUGUUCCUGGAGAGCGAAGGGGUUUCGAGUAAUGACUUCCCCGGUCUGGAGAACCUGUGUAAGAAAAUCAUCAAGGAGAAGCAGCCCUUUGAGAGGCUGGAGAUAAAGAAGGAGACUCUCCUGGAAAUGUUCAAGUACAACAAGUUUAAGUGCAGGAUCUUGAACGAGAAAGUGACCACUCCAACCACCACUGUUUACAGGUGUGGUCCUUUAAUUGACCUCUGCAGAGGUCCCCACGUGAGACACACUGGAAAGAUCAAGGCCCUGAAGAUCCAUAAGAACUCGUCCACCUACUGGGAGGGGAAGGCGGACAUGGAGAGCCUGCAGCGAAUCUACGGCAUCUCCUUCCCCGACCCCAAGAUGCUAAAGGAGUGGGAGAAGUUCCAGGAGGAGGCCAAGAACCGUGACCACCGCAAACUGGGACGAGAGCAGGACCUGUUCUUCUUCCACGACCUGAGCCCCGGCAGCUGUUUCUUCCUGCCCAAGGGGGCGUACAUCUACAACACUCUCAUCCAGUUCAUCAGGAGUGAAUACAGGAGGCGGGGCUUCCAGGAAGUGGUCACCCCCAACAUCUACAACAGCAAGCUGUGGCAGACCUCCGGCCACUGGCAGCACUACAGCGAGAACAUGUUCUCCUUCGAGGCGGAGAAGGAGACUUUCGCUCUGAAGCCCAUGAACUGCCCAGGCCACUGUUUGAUGUUUGACCACCGGCCACGCUCCUGGAGAGAGCUGCCUCUGCGCAUGGCGGACUUUGGCGUCCUGCACCGUAACGAGCUGUCGGGGGCGCUGACGGGACUGACCCGCGUGCGGCGCUUCCAGCAGGACGAUGCCCACAUCUUCUGCACCAUGGACCAGAUUGAGAGCGAGAUCAAAGGGUGCCUUGACUUCCUGCGCACUGUCUACAACGUGUUCGGCUUCACGUUCAAGCUGAACCUCUCCACCCGACCGGAGAAGUUCCUGGGAGAGGUGGAGGUCUGGGACCAGGCCGAAAAGCAACUGGAAAACAGUCUGAACGAAUUUGGAGAGAAGUGGGUCUUAAACCCAGGCGACGGAGCUUUCUAUGGACCAAAGAUUGACAUUCAGAUCAAGGAUGCCAUCGGUCGGUACCACCAGUGUGCCACCAUCCAGCUGGACUUCCAGUUGCCCAUCCGCUUCAACCUCACCUUUGUCAGCCAUGAUGGCGAUGACAAGAAGAGGCCAGUGAUCAUCCACAGAGCCAUUCUGGGAUCAGUGGAGAGAAUGAUCGCCAUCCUGACAGAAAACUAUGGAGGGAAAUGGCCUCUCUGGCUGUCUCCACGGCAGGUGAUGGUUGUACCUGUCGGACCUACUUGUGAGGAGUACGCUGAAAAGGUUCGGCAGCAGUUCCACAGCGCGGGCUUGAUGACGGAUGUGGAUGUGGACCCUGGCUGCACCCUCAACAAGAAGAUCAGGAAUGCCCAGCUGGCCCAGUACAACUUCAUUCUGGUGGUGGGAGAGAAGGAGAAGACCAGCGACACUGUAAACGUGCGCACACGUGACAACAAGGUCCACGGAGAACGCAGCGUGACCGACUGCAUCGAGCGGCUCAAGCAGCUGAAGGACUCGCGCUCUCGCAACGCAGAGGAAGAGUUCUGAGACCCACCCUCAACCCCACAUCCCCCGCCCCCCCCCUGCCAAAUCACCCUCAAACUCGCCUGUUUCACUACGGGGCCUGUACUAGAUAGGCUUGUUGACGCGCUCAGGUGUAGGAAAGUGAACAAACCGUUUGUGCUCUGUCCAGCUUUCAGACUUGAAUUGAAAUUGUUCAUUUUGAGUUUGUUUUUUGCCCCCUUUUCCCCACGCUAUACUGUAAAAGUCAUUUUAAAGUCUUAGUCUGUGAUUUUAAAUUGUCUUCCAAGCUUUGUCUUUUUCGGUUUGGUGCCACACACCUGGUACGUCACCAAGGAACCUGACAGUGUCGUGUUGACUCACAGGGGCUCGUGUAAAGAUUGCUUAGAUGAAAUGUACUCUUUUUCAUGGUUCUUUCUACUCAUAGGAAUUCAUUGUAUACACAGCUUCAAGGAAAGAGACUUCAAGUGGGAAUGUGGUUUAAGUAUUAGUACAAAGUACUACAUCUCUCUACAAUGGCUCCAGUUGAAUACAGUUAAGCAAGCAAAAGAAAUUGUCAAGGAAUAAAAAAUAAAAGACUAUUCUUU